CAGCGAGAUCCGCAGCCCCAAGUCUGCGGAGACCUUCGGAGGCACCGCCAAGCAAGGGGAAGCGGCAUCUUCCAUCUUCAGAGCCUCCCCGGUGCGGCCUCGCCCGGGAGCCACGAGCCGGCUGGCAGGCACCCUCCUGGCUUCACUCUGCGCGAGUCCCUGGGAUCCCCAAGGGCAGGACCCCGGGCAGCCUCGGCCGGUGGACAGAUCAGGCCGCGCGCCUCUCCCUCUCGCAGAGCCUCGGGGAAGGAAGGGACUGUGGCAUCCUGGCUCGCCCCGCGGAGUCCCGAGGCAGCGCGGGGGCGCGCCAGCGGGCUUACUGCUGCCUCCGGGAGCUGGGCAAGAUGCUGUUCGGGGUGACGGACAUCGCGCUGCUGGAGCACGGCUGCCAGGCCCUGGAGGUGGACAGCGCCCGGUCCCUGAUGAUCCUGGGCAUCCCCGAGGACUGCGGCCACGAGGAAUUCGAGGAGAUCAUCCGGGCCCCGCUGAAACCGCUGGGCGAGUUCGAGGUGGCGGGGAAGGCCUUCGUGGAGGAGGAGCGCUCCAAGGCGGCCAUCAUCAGGCUGCUGGGGGACGUCACCCCCGCCGCCAUCCCCCGGGAGAUCCAGGGCAAGGGCGGCGCCUGGAGGGUGGUCUACAUGCCCCGCCAGGAGGAUAUCGAGUUCCUGACCAAGCUGAACCUCUUCCUGCACAGCGAGGGCCGGACGGUGGAGGACGUGGCCCGGGUCCUGAGGCAGGAGCUGUGCCCGACGCCGACGCCGACGCGCCCCAGGGAGCCGCCGGCCAGGAAGCUCUGUGCGCCCGGGUCCCCGGAGAAGCCGAAACCGGGGCCGGGGGCCUCCGCGGCGCUGGCCCGGGCUCCGCCUCUGGACUCCGCCGAGGACAGCAAGGCUGCAGAAGGCAAGAAGGGCAAGCGGAAGCCGAAGAAAAACCGCCGGCGGCGCCAUGCCUCGGACAAGAAGCUGUGAGGUGGGGUGGGGUGGGCGAGGGGCAGCGAGGGAGUGUGGGUGUCAGCUGAGUGGGUGUGGGUGGCCACUGAGGGAAGGUGGGUACCACCUGAGUGAGUUGGGGGAUGCGAGUGAGUGUGGGUCCUGUGGGUGAGGUGGGUCACUCUGGCGAGGGGGUAACUGAGUAAGAAUGGUAUCAUCCGAGUGGGCCUGGUUACAUCUGACUGUGCCUGAGGGUGGGCGUUUGCAUCUGAGUUAACGUGUGGGUUCCAGCUGCGGGAGGGUGGGGCAUGCAUUCAUUCCAUCAUUCAUUCAUUCCAUCAUUCAUUCAU
Molecule: messenger RNA, 1279 nt
Organism: Myotis daubentonii (Daubenton's bat)
Lineage: Eukaryota; Metazoa; Chordata; Mammalia; Chiroptera; Vespertilionidae
Gene: PNMA8C
Product: PNMA family member 8C
Source: RefSeq, a predicted model, not a curated record